Messenger RNA from Mesorhabditis belari, 894 nucleotides. The record is from the annotation of a GenBank genome assembly. Lineage: Eukaryota; Metazoa; Nematoda; Chromadorea; Rhabditida; Rhabditidae.
AUGUCCUACAUUUACCCACCGGAUCGAAAUGACUACUUCGAGUCGACAUAUCUCCCACAAAUCGGCGCCUCCACUCAAUACGAUUUCUAUCAAGCACCCAGCGAGCCUGGGGAACCAUUGAUCCCUUAUGGAUGGCGUAGCGAUUGGAAUCGUCCAAAUGGUGGCGCGAGAUUCGAUUGGACAACGAUGUCCUCGCCGGGUGUCGUUCAUUCAUUGCCCACUCUUUCAACUGGAGCAUUCACCUCAAAUGGAGCUACCCUGCCCGCUCUUCAUGCUCACACAACUCUUCAUGCUCACACAACUCUCCAUACGCUGCCGACAACCUCAACAGCAACUAUGGGUUUACAAAUGAAUGGCACUCCUCUGCAUACCGUGCACCUCACUGGCCUCCCCUCGUCCACUUCUUCCCUUCCUCCAUCUCUUUCCUCAACAAAUCCCCAUUCUCUUCCAUCAGUCACCGGAUUAAAUGCCCAUAUUUCAUACGGGGCUUCGGUGACGAAACCGUUAUCGAGCGUUUCGCGGAGUAUUUUGAAAGUCUCACGGAAAGAGGCCACAAAACCAUUUCCUUGUCAUAUAUGCGGAAAGUCGUUCUCCCAGGCGGCCAAUUUGACUGCACACAAACGGGUGCACACUGGUGAAAAACCGUUCUCCUGUUCGGUUUGCCAGCGCCCUUUCUCACAGAGCUCCUCUUUGGUCACACAUAAAAGAACUCACACCGGCGAGCGACCGUACCCUUGUCCUCAUUGUGACAAAGCGUUCACUGAUAGCUCCACUCUCACAAAGCAUCUCCGGACGCAUACAGGUUUAAAGCCGUACUCGUGUCCGAUGUGUUUGAUGCGUUUCACGCAAAGCGGCAAUCUCCAUCGACACAUGAAAACGCAUCGAUCGUCGAAA